CAAACUACAUAGGAUUGGAAGGCUCUUUUUACAAAACAUAUGCACAAGUUUUCCCAAUUAAAAAUUAUGAAUAUUUUAUUAAUUGCAAAACUUUGCGUCUGCCAAUAUUACUUUGAUCUGACUGAGUCUGGUUUUUGGCCGUAUGAUUUGAACAGCGCUUUCGCACGCUAGUUGUGGCCAUUCUUCUCAUACAGUACUGCAGACUGGGAAAAGGUAGACACUGAGCGUGCGCAGCGCUGAAACGUACGUAUGUGUGGUUCGCUAGCUAGCUGCGAAGUUUCAGGAUUUGUCUUACAUUAACGCAUCCUUUCUUUACCAAUUCAGGCUGUAGAGAAAGACGAGCAGAGACGGGUGGCAGAAGCUGAUUUCCAGUUGCAGUCAACAAUAAGAUGUCUUCUCCACUGUACUACAAUCAAGACAGUGUGACUCGCUUCAAGAAGAGAAAAGCUCGCUUCACCUUCAGUGAGGUCCACAUCCUCUUGGAUGAAGUGAGGAAGAAUCGUCAUGUCGUCGUUGGCAAGUUUAACCGCGGCGUGCCGACAGACAUAAAGAAGCACACGUGGGCGGAGAUCACGGCCCGCGUGAACGAGAUCGGCGACUGCCAGCGCGAGGUCAUCGAGGUCAUCAAGAAAUGGUCCGACCUCAAGUGCGACACCAAACGCAAGGUGGCCGCCAUGCGGUCCGGCGUCGGAAGCCAAAAGAGUUUAAACGCUCGCGGGCUGCGCGAACUGACCCCCACGGAGAGCAUCGUGCACCAGAUCCUGGAGAUGGACGCCAAGCGGGACGCGGGCGAGCCGUCCUACGAUCACCUGAGGCUGCUGGGAGACAACGGCGAGGGGAUGGAAGAGGAAGAGGAGGAUGACGAGGACAUGGUCGGAAUGCGCCGGUCCCCGAACGGAGGGAUGGACAUGGCCUCGAUGCCACCCCUGCAUUCCAUGGGGGUCCCAAUGCUCGGUUCCAUGCCUGGAUUGAUGCCCCCGCUCCCUUCUCAUAACACAGAUCAGAUGAUGGCCAGUUACAGUGGCUCUUCACGCGACGCAUCGCAGCCCUCUUACGAAAUGCAGUACGAGAUUCCUCCGAUGGAAGACACCGACGGCCCUUUCGUGGACUCCGACGACGACCUCCUCCCCUCCGCCAACCUGUCGUCCACCCUCCCCGAGGACCGCCCGGGGAACACCAGCACCCACAAGGACCCCAGCAGCAGCGCCACCAAACCAACCCCCUCCUCCGCACCCCCUCCCCUUCCUUCCCCCCUCGCAGCUCAACCCCCCCAGAGCUCGCGGGACAGCCUACUUCAGAACGCCACCCUCAGCGUCCAGGAGCAGCACGCCACCAACGUCCUCCUGGAGACGGUGUCUCGCUCCCUGGAGCUGCUGUCCGAGUCGGUGCAGCAGCUGGCCGAGACGCAGCAGGAGUUUGUGCGCGACUCCCUGCAGCUCCAGAGGGAGACCGUCCAGGUGCUCAGAGACUUCACCAGCGGCGCCCUGGCACUCAUGCACGACAAACUCAACGGGCGCCCGGCGCUAUAGCAACCGAGAGGCAACAACCCCCCCUCCCCCUCCUUCCAAUAACUAAAUCUUGCCACGGUUGGGGGAGGGACUUUGAUUUGAUUGGUUGAUCCUUCCGGGGAGGUUCUUUUCCACUCCAGGAUUGUCCAGUGCUGCGAGAUUAUGCUACUGUACUUCCAAGAUGUUUGCCUGAUAGAAUGACUGUUUAAUACACAAAAUAAUUUGAUAGGUAAUAUAUGUCUUUUGCCCUAAAAGAAUCAAGCUUGUUUAGUUAAAUCAAGUGUAAGGUUUGAUAGAGCUGCAACCAAUUUUCUUACAUACAGAAAUGGAUCAUGUUUUCUCAAGCUGUGCUUACAUUUGAAAGCUUCAAGACAAAUUCUACUGGGUUUUAGUGACCAAAUAAAAUGUUUGCAUCAGGCCUUUACAGUUUUGAUAUUUUACCCUGGUCUACCAUUACUGUAUUAUAUAGUAUGCUACAUGUGAGAAAAGGCAGAUUGUUUUAGUUUUGAUUCACUUUAUGGGAACUUGCAACCACAGCUGAGAACUGUACAUUGACGUCUAUGGAGUGACCCAUGUUCUUGACUUAAACACUGUAAAUUACUGUUCCCUCUGUUGUAGUCCCUGUAUUAGAACAGUAUAUUCACAUUUGUUUUCCUAAACUUUAAUAGGUUAUUGAACAAUGGAAUAUAAACCAAACAUUUCACAGAAAGUGUGUGAGGGUGUUCUUUGAACUUGUUUAACACAAAGUUGUUGUUUUUUUGUCAUGCAACCACAAAACAUUGUUCAUAUGAACCUAAAGUCAAGCUUGGAACACCCCCUCAAAACUGUCCCCUGGAGCGACCUCUCAACCCUGGUCCUCGUGACCCCCUGCCCUGCAUCUUUUAGAUCAGGGGUUCCCAAU
This is a messenger RNA of Hypomesus transpacificus, 2409 nucleotides long. RefSeq lists its product as uncharacterized. Gene Ontology annotation, cellular component: nucleus. The record is from RefSeq and is a predicted model, not a curated record. The transcript is spliced from 5 exons. NCBI's taxonomy places the organism in Eukaryota, Metazoa, Chordata, Actinopteri, Osmeriformes, Osmeridae. Bases 390 to 1529 code for a protein of 379 amino acids.